AAUUCAUUUAGAGCGAUGCAAAAGUUAACCAUUAUCAUCUGGGCGGCUAUCUUUCUGUGUAUCUUUUCACGGACUCAUGGUUUUUGCUUCUUGUUACAAAACCGGAACACUCUAGGAAAGAUCGCAGUCACGUGCAGGUUACCAAGGACGCUGUUCCUUCUCGGAGAAACCAAACGACUGAAGCACGACGCGUGCGCCAUGUGCACGUGCAAGAGAAACGGGUUGUACUGUUGUAGCACGCGGGGUCCGCUCCCACGCAAUGUGCCUGCUGAAUGUAAAGUGGUGCCGGCCCCAAACUGUGACUACAACGUGGUGAAAACUAAAGACGAAAGCAAGGAUUGUUAUACUGGGCGUCUUUUAGUGACGAAAUAUCGACAUUUCUAGCUCUAACAAUGCCUGAGUAGGUCUGCACUUGAGAGCAAGACUGGUUUUCCAGAGAGUACACGUGCGAUCGCAGUUGUUGAUUUACUGGAGCAAUUAAUCAAACAAGG
Lingula anatina is the source of this 491-nucleotide messenger RNA. RefSeq names its product beta-microseminoprotein-like. The record is from RefSeq and is a predicted model, not a curated record. NCBI's taxonomy places the organism in Eukaryota, Metazoa, Brachiopoda, Lingulata, Lingulida, Lingulidae.